Messenger RNA from Arabidopsis thaliana (thale cress), 2567 nucleotides. Its product is annotated as RING/FYVE/PHD zinc finger superfamily protein. Gene Ontology annotation, molecular function: zinc ion binding. Lineage: Eukaryota; Viridiplantae; Streptophyta; Magnoliopsida; Brassicales; Brassicaceae. The transcript is spliced from 3 exons. Bases 1253 to 2344 code for a protein of 363 amino acids. The record is from RefSeq and is marked reviewed.
AAAACUGAAAAACUGCAGAAGAAAAAGAACAAUCUACACUUUUCAGAAAACGAGUGGUUGGUGUUAGUGGCAAAGAAGAGAACUAUCACUAAAAUCACUUACAUCAGUUACCAAAAAAAGUAAAAUAGAUUAAGAAAGUAAAUGAAACCCAGAAAAUAAAAAAACAGUCCAAACAAAAAUCUGAAACGGAAGCUCAGAGAGACAAGGAUGAGAUUUUUCUCUUCCUUUGAUAAAUCCCAAUACCUAAUUCCCAAAUUCCCUUACUUUUAGGCGCCGAAAGAUAGAGAGAAACAUAGAUACGCAUUGGUUUUUUCUUUUUUGAAGAUUCUCGCUUCUUACUACAUGUGUAUCAAUCGAUCUCUACCCAGAUUCUCCGGAGGUACUUAUUAUUGAUUCGUUUUAGCUCAAAGUUCGUUUAAUUUCUGUCAAAAAUUUGGCAUGCGUUUGAUCUUGCUUCUUACAAUGACAGAUCUUUUUCUUCCUUCUUUUGCUUUGUUCUGUAAAGUUAGAUCAAUCAUGUUUUAGUUUUCUGUUUUGAGUUUAUCAUGUUUUAAGGCAGUGUAACUCAUGAAUGAGAGCAACCCUUUUGUGAAAGUGACGAUUUUGUUGUCUUAUGAGUUUUAAAAGUCUUUAAUUUAUUCAUCAGUGGGAGUUUGGUGGAAUCCUUGUUUGAAGCUUUUUAAUUGAGUUAAUGGUGUCUUCUUCUACAUUAUUGAUAUCUUUUCCGUUACAAUCUACUAAUAAAAAUGUAAUUUUUUUGAUUCGCAGACAUCUUUUCUUUGUGAUGUCUUGAAAGCUUUUUUAGUGGUUAUUCUCAUGAUCUGAUAGGUUGGUUUGAUCUUAUUAAUUUAUAUAUUGUUGUUACGUCUUAUUCGCUUCUUGUUAGACAUUUCUUCUUACUUGUGUGAUGCAGAAAGACUCUUUGAUGCUUCUUUAAGCUUGACUCUUUUUCUUGUCUAUCUUUUGCUUCCCCUGUUUUCUUGUGUUUUCUCUUCAAUAACGGUUUUGAGAUUAUGCUGAACCUGGUGGUUUCGUAUGUUUUUUAAAUGCAGGAGCUUUGAGUCUUGUCGUAUAGAUGCAGUGAAGGUCCUUUGUUAGAUGGGAAAACUUGUUCUUGAGUUGUCAAAAGGUAUUUUCUAUGUUUUUGGAGUAGAACUGUUUACAAGGAAGCAGCCAAUAUGGAGUUUGAUUUUGGAGAAAUGUUUUUAGUGUUGUUGUGAAGAAAUAUCAGUUUUGAUUGUUUUUGGAUUUGAUGGGUAAAGAGAAUCAGUUGGAGACUACCGAUUGUGGAGUCAGUGAUCACGGUUCUCCACCUAUCAAGAAUGAAGAACAUGAGGCACCACGUUACAGUUCAGACAAAGACACGGGUUUACCAACUUGCCGUGUAUGCCAGUGUGCAGAAUCUGAUAGAAGAGGAGAUGCUGCUUUAGGGUUUUUGGGAAUUACUCCUCCGGUUUCAGAACCUCGUAGAAGCAAUGCGGGUGAAGAAACCGUUGAUCAGAGAAGCUCGGUUGUCAAAUCUAGCGGAUUCAUCGAACUGAUAAGUCCUGAUGGAGAAGUUUUUGUUUGUGCAAACGACGAUAUAGAAAUGGGAGCGUGGCAGCAUCGAGAUAAGUUGCUAGAACUUGGAUGUUCUUGCAAGAAUGAUCUCGCUUUGGUACACUAUGCUUGUGCAUUGAAAUGGUUUGUCAACCACGGAUCAACUGUUUGUGAGAUAUGCGGAAAAACCACGGAGAAUAUAAGAACAGUUGAUUUCAACAAAGUGGUUAUCGCCUUAAAAGAUUACGCAGCGCUAAGAGAAAGAACAGCGGAUGGAGAUCCAAAUCCUGUAGUGGUUAACAACAACACCAGUUCGUCAGGGAUUGAUCCUGAUGCAGUUGCAGCCAUUCGAAGGCAACGACUUAGUGAGAUAUCGUUAUGGUUUGGUCCUCAUUGUUCAACCAACAACAACAAUAGUAGUAAUUCCGCUGCUGCAGGGACGGCUUCUUCUCAGGUUACAUCUGAACAACCUGUGGGUAUAGUAAACUUUGAUAUCUUGCCUAUGGAAAGCCGUGCGACUAAAUGGGCGGUGGAAGGUACCGGAAUACUACUUGCAACCGGAUUACUCACAGUUACUUUGGCUUGGCUCAUUGCUCCUCGUGUCGGAAAGAGAACUGCAAAGAGUGGUCUACACAUACUUCUAGGUGGUCUCUGUGCUUUAACAGUAGUCAUCUUCUUCAGAUUCGUUGUGCUGACAAGAAUCAGGUACGGACCAGCACGUUACUGGGCAAUAUUGUUCGUCUUCUGGUUUCUUGUGUUUGGCAUUUGGGCUUCACGUUCACACGCUUCUCACUCCUCCACAUGAUAAAUUCUCCAUCAUCCUUCAAGACACAAAAUGUACUCUUUUUGGUCUCUGUCAAUAUCAUGUACGUUAUUCUCUUUCAAGACACAAAAUGUACAAUUAAUUACUCUUAUCAAAAAGAAAAAAAGGGGUGAAACUGAAUGUUAUCAUCUCACAACAAAGUCUCUUGGUCGUAUUUAUUUUUGUAUUAUGUUAGUUUAGCAAAAAAAUUCAUCUCACAACAAAG